AUGGCGAUCAUGGUGGCAGAGGAGGAGACGACGACUAUCGUGGUGACAGAGACGGUGAUUGGAACAGAGAUGAAUCAAGUCGUUCGAAUAAGCUGGGCAUCUUCGGUGUGGCUGUUGCUGGCGUCUUUUGUAGCGAGCUGCUCUGCAGCUUCAAAGUGUCCGCUGGAAGAAGGUAAGACACCUGGUGUAGUUCGUCGAGUAAUUUUGGACUUGGACGCCGGAGGAGACGACGCUUGGGCAUUGACGAUGCUGCUGAUGAACGAAGAGAAGUACAACAUCUGCGUCCAGGCCGUAACCUGCACGCAUGGGAAUGCACAGGUGCAGGACGUUGAAGUAAAUGUGCUGCGAAUUCUGGAGGCCCUCGGCCGCACCGAUGUGCCAGUGUAUGUUGGUGCUAAGGAACCACUUAUAACGCCACCUCCCGAUCGGAAAGAUUCCCAUUACUUCUGGGGUGAAAAUGGUUUCGGGGACGUCGAUUUUGGAAUGAAGCCUGUGAAACGGAUCCAAACACCAGAGCAUGCGGUCCAUAAGAUGAAGGAUUUGUUCCUGCGGUAUCCCAAUCAAAUUUCCCUUCUAGCUGUUGGACCCUUGACGAACGUGGCCUUACUUUAUAAGAUGUACCCCGAGGUGAAGGACAAGAUAGCCAGCUUGUACAUACUGGGCGGAAACCGGCAUGGUGUUGGCAAUACAGCCUUUGCCGCGGAAUUCAACUUCUUCACCGAUCCGGAAGCCGCUCACAUCGUUCUCAACAACUCCCCAAUGACCGUACAGGUGUUUCCCUGGGAAACAGUUGUCUCACUGAUGUCGCAGUUUUCUACCCGAUGGCGCUUUGAGACGUUUAUGAAAACAUCCAACCCCGCCAUCCGGGUUCUCAAUAAGGUCGAAUGGGAAGUAUACGCCCAGGAAGACGGAUGGACCCCGUGCGAUAUGUACGUUGCGGCCGUUUUCCUGAAUCGCAGCAUAUUGGAGUCGGUUGUAAAAUAUCGGGCCACGGUCGAGUUGAAUGGACGUGUUACUCGUGGAAUGAUGGCCAUUCUACAUCACGUCACCGAUUCCGAACAACACAAUGUGGCUGUUAUAGACAAAGUGGACGAAGAAGAAAUUCGUCAAAUGUUGCUGUCUCUGGAUAGUGAGAUUAACAAAUCUACCUAA
Messenger RNA from Anopheles coustani, 1152 nucleotides. Its product is annotated as pyrimidine-specific ribonucleoside hydrolase RihA-like. Gene Ontology annotation, molecular function: hydrolase activity, hydrolyzing N-glycosyl compounds. The record is from RefSeq and is a predicted model, not a curated record. NCBI's taxonomy places the organism in Eukaryota, Metazoa, Arthropoda, Insecta, Diptera, Culicidae. Bases 1 to 1152 code for a protein of 383 amino acids. The transcript has 3 exons.